UAACGACACCGUUCGGUGACGUGAUAGAUGAUUGGUUGUGUUAUUUUAUGAAACGUUUAGAAAAUCGGCCACGAAAAUACUGAUGGGUAUGUGGAUAAGAAUUGAACCGUUUAGACAAAGAGAAUUUUUUUUGAAAGUGAACGAAGGAACGAGGCUGAACGUCAUGCUAAUGGUAAUUGUUAAUGGUAAUGGUCGCGGUGGCGUUUGGCAUUGGCAUUAGUGGUAACGGUGUAAAAUCGUCGCUCACAUUUUUUUCUCUUCGAACGUAAAUCAUCCUCGGUCGCAAUUCCACCUUCCAAUUAUUAUAGCCGAUUCACAAUCGGGCGUUAUUACAUUUUUUUGUUUGGUCGAGUAUAACCUUACUUCCGGUGCGCGCGCGGAGGACGGAAUCGAUGGGCGAAUAUCGGAGAUUGCGUUAAAUUGAAUUUUUGCGAGGUGUAGUCGGAAUUCGUUUAUUGACGGGGGUCGCUCACCUCCGGAGUACCGGCCAUUUUUCAAUUACCGUUUAGAUUUCUCAUCGUCGUCCGCUCUUCUUCUCUUUUCCUCUUUUUCUUUUUUAAUACAUCAAUUCCUCUUUUUCUCUGUCACACUCCUAUUCUCGUUAUUUUUUCCUUCAAUGUUUGUCCGUUACUUUGUUCAUCCCUUUUUCGCCUCCGCUGCACCGCUGUCAGCGCCACUGCGGCGUCUCUUAGAACCACUUGGGACGUUCAUUCUGCUGCGAAGAAUCGCCGUCCUUCCUAAGAUCAACGUUUUCGAAAUUCAUCGGCGUGCAACGGAUGACGCGAUUAUCUGACAGAUCGCAUUAGAGGAGAAAGUCAAAAGGAAUGUAAGGAAGGAUGAAGCGAUUACGUAAACGCGUCAUGGCGGCUUUUUCGCCUGUCGUUAUAAAUAUGUAUGUAGCUACUUUGUAAUUAUUCUGUAAUAGUAGUGCGGUGUACAAUUUUUAUAUACGUAUGUAUAUCUAUAUCUAUACUCUCGCACACGUGUUGAGAGAAUGAGGGAGGAAGUACGGGUUUAUUUGGUACGGUAGCAGAGAAUAAAAGAAUGAGAUAUUUGCAAGGAAGGUGAGAGUUUUGAGAUUAGAGAGCCAGAGAGGGAGGGAGAUGAGAGAAUAUAAUAUAAUAUAUUGAUACGCAGAGACACGUGCCACGUAGAGGCACGUGGCAAUCGAGUAUCACAGUUUUGUAAAACACGAGUCACAUCACAUACAGCUCGUGCAUUAAUUGAUUGGCGUAAGUUUUUGCGCAGCACGUUGUUUUCCUACGUGUUAUUGGGAAAUUCGCUUAUCCGAUUUGCUCGAAGAUGUUCAGUCGGUGGGAAGGCUGGGUUGUUACGGUAAGAGCACGGGACUUGCGAGGAUAUAAAAAAUAUAUAAAAACGAAAUAAAAGAAUGUUGUAUGGAAAGCUUUAUAUAUACGUUGACCCUGAACAGUUUAUUUCAUCGACAAUUAUUUGUUUCUCCUUACGACGCAAUUUAUGGAAGGUGCAUAUUAAAGAUGCACGUAUGAAUCAUCUGAGUUGCCAGUACGUUUCUAUUUGUUUGCUUCUCUGUGUUUUCUGGAUAUUGGUACAUUUGUUGCCAUGACAACGGCUAGUGUUUAUCAAGAUGGCGCUGCGAUACAAAUAACAAGUUUGAAUCGAUGCACAUCGACAACGCCACGCGGUACGUCAUUUCAAUAUCAAUUAAUUCAAUGGCUAUCUUCUUUUCUCUCUCUUUGUCUGUAUCUACUGUUUGUCUUUCUUUUUCUCCUUGUGUUUCACAGUAUCAACGCUCAUCAAGUUAUCCGCUGGGCAUGUCCUUCUUCUAUGCCUCUAUCGCAUUCAAUUUCGAUUUCCGCCGUCUUGAAGUCACAAUUCCCACGAGCCCUUCACCAGGGGUAUCUUCAAAAUACAUUUCUUUUAUGGCGAAAUAUUAGACACGUCCAGUGCAAUCUGAUGUCACUGAUAGGCUUCAAAUAUUGACCAGAUAAACAGAUGAUAAUUUUCCUUUAAUAUUUGUUCAAUGGAUUAAUGGAUGUUAUAGUAGUCAUAUUGUUACACAGAUAAUAUAGGAUUUGUUAUGCUACAUUACACAAUUUUAUAUUCAUUGGAGUUAAUUUUGAUAGGUUUACUAAACUAUGACGAUGACUAUCACGAUAGCAGUUGUCGUUUAAUGAGUAUUUAUUGACACUUGACUGUGCAGUGAUUUUAGGUUAUUAGUUGCUUCGCAGAUACCCGUUACAUUGGAUAUUAUUUAUGAAAUCAGAAACAAGGUCUGAUUAUUGUGCGAUAAAUCAAUUAUGACUGAAUUAUGUUGAACAUAUCUAUAUGGCAUCUCUCGGGUGUCUACACGUGCAUCCACGCCGAAUAAGGUCUACAGAGACACCAUAUAGUAUAUUGGGUAACGUUAUUAGCGUAGUGCCAGCAGACAUUCCUGCAUUUCCUGGACGCAUGCGUUUUGUAAUCAGGAUCCAAGAUUUUUGCUGACCAGACGGCAUUCAGAUUUCAACUAGCGCGAUAACUACUACUCCAUUCAUGCGAAUUGCGGUUUAUUCGUCAGACCACAUGAGUAUCGUGAGUACCGGCUUAAAGCGCUGCUCGUGGAAGAAGUUUAUGAUUUCCAAGUAUAUUUUUUGCUGUUGAGAAAAGUCAGAAUUGAUCAAAUUGUCUGAAAAUUGAAUGGAAUGCUCAGUGGGUGCGCCUUUAUCGACCAUGACUACGAAUUUGCUGUUCUACAUAGCGUUGCAGUUCGCACCUGUCGUCAUUCUUGCAGAGUACGCCCGCCUAGGGAACUUCGAUUUGCCUAUGGAAAAGUCUUGUAUCGACUUUGAGGUUUCCGAUCUAGAGAAUUACAUUUCGAAAGUUAACUUCAUGGAAAUACCAACAGUCGAAGCAAUGGCCGCCGGAUUUAAGUGUCCUGUCAAUGCAUUGCCAUUCGGAGCAUUAAAGUCAGAUUGGUUGCGACUUUUACGACUGUACGAUGCUCAACCGGCGGGAUCUGUGCUCAAGGAGAAGUUGCCACGACUCUACAGACUCCUGGUACUCGCUUAUCAAACGAUGCCAGAGAAAGUUCCUGUGUUUACCGAAGAGCACGUCAGACAUACCAAUGAAUUUGUGAAUAGCACAGACAGUACGCCUAUCAUUUACGGAAGACAGCCUGAAGCUUCCGCUUUACCAGCAAGUCGAACUAUUUCCAUUAUUUCGGACUUGACGCAAAAUCAAAAUAGCCUAGAAUCGAAUAACGAAUUCAAGGGAACCACUUUGGAUCUGGAGGAAAGAUCUUUGAGAAAUACCAGGAAUACCGAUGACUAUGGUAUUUCCAAAAUAUCGUACACCCAGGAAUCUACAAGGAUUAGUGACGAAGGAUUCGAAGAAACUAGUGAAAUUGUUUCAAAAUUUCAAACGUCCGAAUCUACGAGGGAUUUUAAUCAGUAUCGUAGUAGUCCGUCUGUUCUUAUCAAAAAAUUGAAAACUACCGAUACUGAGAAUGACGUCGGGAGGAUAACGGAUGAGAUGAAAUCUCUUUCUAGUACUUCGGCUAUUGAUACGGAUAUAAGAAAGAAUGUUAUAGUAGAAAACGUACUUGAUAUCAGUAGCGUCUCAUUUACAGAGAAGAGUAAUGCUUUGGAUAACGUAGAUGGGGAAGCCAUUGCGACAACAAAGUGGAUUGAGGAGAUAACGAUGACCAGGAAGAGAGGAUAUCUCGGUACUGUUGAUAACGACGAUAAAGAGGAGGAUUUAACGAAUACGACUAUCAGUGGAAAUGAUAUAAUCAAUGAGACGAAUAUCCUGAUACUCGUUACGCCGGAUAAGCAGGAGGACAUUAAUGAAAAGAUAAAAGCAACGACGGACGGUAAAACUUUGAAAGAAAUGAUCAAACAGAACAAUUAUUUUGAUGCGGACAAUUUAACCGGAAGUACCAGUCCAAUCAGGGAAAAUCAAGUAAUAAAGUCUUUGGGUACAACGGUAACUGUACCUCCGGAUGAUAUUACAUCUUUAACUUUUGCUAGUAAUUAUAAAUACGAUAAGGAUCCAUCUAGCGGGAGUCCUCGAUACUAUUCUACGCCAUUAUUCCCAGCAAGUAAGAUAUAUUCAAUGACAGGAAGUGUACAAGAGGAAACUUCACGGACAACAGAAGGAAUCCCAAAGGACAAUGGGAGCAGAUCUACCUCUGGGGAGGAUUAUUAUUCGGAGGUUGACAGUAAAUAUAGUCCUGCUAGUAGUAGUUCCGAUGAGUUGGAUGUUUCCGGUAUCAAAACAGUAACCGAUGUUUCAUUGGAGGAUCCGCACACUUCCGGCGAGAGGAAAACAAUCACAAUGGAUACUGAAUUAACUGCGAAAGAGUUUGAGAAAUUUACGGUUGAAGAAUUGGUUACAGGGACUGUACCUGGUGUAAUAACAAGUCGGGAGAGCGAAGGUGAAUCCUUGAGCCAGAAUGCGUCAUCGGAAGUGUCUCUUAAGGAGGAACUGACGUCACCCAGAUGGCCCACGUACGAAUCGACGGACUUGAGUUAUUCCAGGACGGAAACGAUCCUCGCUGUGGGAUCUCAGGGAGCUGGGACUGGUUCAUCAAUCACUGGGAGCUUUUUCAGUCCUGGCUUGAAGGGAACUUCGCCAGGACUUACCGGAAGUGAUUUUACGUCGAGAACUUCUUCGAUUUCACCGAGCGAGGCGCUGGACUACUCUGAUGAGUCGACGACGAGUGUUCCUAGACUCGAUGAAAAAGUAUCAGAGAUGGAUUCUAAUGGAAUAGGAUAUUUCACGGAUAAUACCGGAAGCACGAUGAGUUCUUUCGACAUUAUCGAUAAAGAAUCUUCGCUUCCGUCUGAAGGAAUUCAAGUGGGUGACGUCAAUGAGCGGACGAAUAAGAGUCUAGAAACGAAAUCUGAGAUCACGACGUCGAAAUCUCUUACGGAAGUGAAAUACGUUACCUCGAAAAAUAAUCCGACGACGACAGUGACAUUUAAGGAAACGAAAGGAUCUGUUAAUCCAAGUACUCGUUUAUGGAGAAAUAAUUCUCAGAACUUUAAGACGAACAAUAACCAUCCACAAUUUUUCACGUCCAUCUCUCUUGGUCGCAACGUAACGGGAACCGGACAGGAAAGUAAAAAGAACAGAAAUGUGUUGCCUUUCGUUCUGAAAAAAGUACCCUCUCGAAACAUUCAAAGAUACCAAGGCACCCCACUAUCCAUCCUGACGUACAACGUUAAGCGUCCAGCUUCUUCAUCAACCCUGGACGAGAACGGCGAGGAGGUGGUGUUCGUUCCUCGAGGAUCAUCCGGGAUCAGAGUGCCGUUGCUCACGAGAAAAAGGAGCGAGUCGAAUGCAAACGUUGAGAGGCAAUACAGAUGGUUUUUCAAAGAAGGUGGAAAGCUAGACGAGAAUGAAAGGCGAAAACCACAAGACCUCCCAGAAAGAGUGAUACCAAUCGCGUGCAGAAACGAAGAAUAACCUGGAUCUUCAUCCGAUCUUCCUCCUGUUCUGAUCCUGAGAUCCUCUGUGGUAAUUCACACUUUAAUCGAAUAAACUGUGACAGGUAGAAUUAAAAUUAAACAUUCUACAAGAAUGUGUAAAAGCAAAUUAUAAACUAUGAAACGUCUUCAUUAAAUUCUUACAACAUUCUUAGUGUU
Messenger RNA from Cephus cinctus (wheat stem sawfly), 5609 nucleotides. RefSeq lists its product as uncharacterized. Lineage: Eukaryota; Metazoa; Arthropoda; Insecta; Hymenoptera; Cephidae. The coding region runs from base 2659 to 5430 and encodes 923 amino acids. The record is from RefSeq and is a predicted model, not a curated record. The transcript is spliced from 6 exons.